AUGGCUCUCGCUUCGACCAGCGCGCAGCCGCUGUACAAGACGCCGGCCGCCUCCUCGUUCCGCUUCUCCAACUUGUGUGGGACAGUAUACCGCCAGGGCAACGUCGUGUUCACGCCAGACGGCAACUCGGUGAUCAGCCCGGUGGGCAACAGGGUCUCGGUGUUCGACCUUGUCAAUAACAAGUCACGCACACUCGCCUUUGAGAACCUGAAGAAUAUCGCUCGCCUCGCUCUCUCGCCCGACUCGUCCGUCCUGAUCAGCGUCGACGAAGACGGCCGUGCUGUCCUCGUCAACUUCAAGCGCUCGACUGUCCUGCACCACUUCAACUUCAAGAAGGCGGUCCGAGACAUCAAGUUCUCGCCCGAUGGCAAGUUCAUUGCUGUGACACACGGCUCGCAAGUCCAGGUCUGGCAGAAUCCGUCACACCUCGCCCGCGAGUUCGCGCCCUUCAACCUCCACCGUACCUACACUGGUCACUACGACGAUGUGCUCUCGAUUACUUGGAGCGCCGACUCGAGGUUCUUCUUGACGACGUCGAAGGACAUGACUGCUCGGCUGUACACGCUGUACCCUGUCGAGGGAUACCGACCGAAGACGUUCGCUGGGCACCGGGACGCCGUCCUCGCGGCCUACUUCGCGGAGGACCAUAAGACCAUCUACACGGUCUCGCGGGAUGGAGCGGUCUUCACGUGGAGCAAGAAGGCGGACGAAGAGGCGGACUCGGACGACGAGGAUGAGGAAAUGGCGGUCGGUCUCGCUCCUCAGGCCUCGACUUCGACAGGACCCGACAACGCCAUCGCACUCACCCGAUGGGGCGUCCAGCAGCGCCACUACUUCAUGCAGGCUGGCGCAAAGGUCGUCUCGACGACCUGGCACGCCCCGUCGAACCUCCUCAUCGUCGGCUUUUCAACCGGUGUUUUCGGCCUGUGGGAGAUGCCGAGCUUCACGAACGUCCACACACUCUCGGUCUCGCAGGAGAAGAUCACGUCGGUCGCCGUCAACGCCUCGGGCGAGUGGCUCGCUUUCGGCGCGAGCAAGCUCGGCCAGCUCCUCGUCUGGGAGUGGCAGUCCGAGUCGUACGUGCUCAAGCAGCAGGGGCACUAUUUCGACAUGAACACGCUGUCGUUCAGCGCGGACGGUCAGCAGGUCGCGACGGGCGGAGACGACGGCAAGGUCAAGAUCUGGAACGCGACGAGCGGGUUCUGCUUCGUCACGUUCGAGGACCAUUCGUCAGCCGUGACGGCGGUCGAGUUCGCCAAGCAGGGACAGGUCGUCUUCUCCGCCUCGCUCGACGGGACAGUCCGAGCAUUCGACUUGAUCCGCUACCGCAACUUCCGCACCUUCACCACCCCCUCGCCCGUCCAAUUCAACUCGCUGGCAGUCGACCCUUCAGGCGAGAUCGUUUGCGCAGGAGGCGCCGGCGACGGCUUCGAGAUCUACAUGUGGAGCACGCAGACGGGCAAGCUCAUCGACAUCCUAGCCGGCCACGAAGGGCCCGUCUCGGCACUCGCGUUCUCUCCGCUCGGCGACCGCCUCGUCUCGGCGUCGUGGGACAAGUCGAUCCGGGUGUGGGACACGUACGGGCGGAGCUCGACGGUCGAGCCGUUCCAGCUCAAGGCGGAUGCGCUGGCGCUGGCGUUCCGGCCAGAUGGGAAGGAGGUGGCAGUCUCGACGCUCGACGGGCAGAUCUCAUUCUGGGACGUCAAGAACGGCGUGCAGCGGACGUUGAUCGAGGGGAGGAAGGACGUCUCGGGUGGACGCAAGGCGGACGAUCGCGUCACGGCGGCCAACAACUCGUCGGGCAAGUCGUUCAACUCGCUCAGCUACACGGCAGACGGGUCGUGCGUGCUCGCUGGCGGCAACAGCAAGCACGUCUGCUUGUACGACGCGCGGGAUGGCGUCCUCCUCCGGCGGUUCCAGAUCUCGCAGAACCUGUCGCUCGACGGCACGCAAGAGUUCCUCGACUCGCGCAAGUUGACGGAGGCAGGACCGAUGGAGCUCAUCGACGACCGAGGGGACUUGUCGGACCUCGAGGACCGGCUGGACAAGACAGUGCCUGGCGCACGGAGCGGCGACAUGUCGAAGCGCAAGUACCGUCCCGAGGCGCGGACAAAGUGCGUGCGCUUCUCGCCGACGGGACGAAGCUGGGCCGCCGCGUCAACCGAGGGGUUGCUCGUCUACUCGCUCGACGACUCGAUUACGUUCGACCCGUUCGAGCUCGACGUCGACAUUACGCCUUCGUCGAUCCUCGAGACGCUGAACGAGGAACGACACUACCUCAAGGCACUGGUCAUGUCUUUGCGACUGAACGAGCGACCGCUCAUUCAGACCGUCUACGAGGCCAUCCCCCCCUCUGCCGUCCCGCUCCUCACCCGCCAACUGCCCGUCACCUACCUCGACCCCGUCCUCCGCUUCCUCGCCACCCAGCUGGAAAAGUCCCCGCACGUCGAGUUCCACCUCGUGUGGAUCUCGUCGCUCUUUGCCGCGCACGGGAAACACCUCCGCCAGUACUCGAGCCAGCAUGCGGCGACGUUUAGGGGGUUGCAGAAGGGCUUGACGGACGUGCAGGAGUCGAUUGUGCGCUUGUCGGACGACAACUCGUUCACGCUGCAGUUUGUGCUCGACCAGCAGCAGCGGCGCAAGGAGAGCGACGAGAAGAUGGAGGCGGAGGCGGAUGGUUUGAACGGGUUUGAUACGCGAAGGAUGGAGAUCGAGCUGUAA
This is a messenger RNA of Rhodotorula toruloides NP11, 2721 nucleotides long. RefSeq names its product periodic tryptophan protein 2. The record is from RefSeq and is a predicted model, not a curated record. NCBI's taxonomy places the organism in Eukaryota, Fungi, Basidiomycota, Microbotryomycetes, Sporidiobolales, Sporidiobolaceae. Gene Ontology annotation, molecular function: protein binding. Bases 1 to 2721 code for a protein of 906 amino acids. Gene Ontology annotation, biological process: ribosomal small subunit assembly; maturation of SSU-rRNA from tricistronic rRNA transcript (SSU-rRNA, 5.8S rRNA, LSU-rRNA). The transcript has 6 exons. Gene Ontology annotation, cellular component: Pwp2p-containing subcomplex of 90S preribosome; small-subunit processome.